Molecule: messenger RNA, 651 nt
Organism: Tinamus guttatus (white-throated tinamou)
Lineage: Eukaryota; Metazoa; Chordata; Aves; Tinamiformes; Tinamidae
Source: RefSeq, a predicted model, not a curated record
AUGGGCGAGCUCCCGGGCCCCGUGACGGAGACGCUGCGGCUCUCGGGCAAGUCAGACCCGGCACAGUGGCCCGCGGCGCCCGCCUACCGCUACUACACAGCCCUGCUGAGCGGCGACCUCAGCUCCCUCGAGGUGCUCACCGACAGGUACCACCAGGAUGUCAACGCCGUCUUCGAGAUCAGCCACGACGAGCUGGAGUGGCGGGUGAGGAGCCCGGCCUCCUACGGGCUCUCAGGUACCUCACGCUUCCCCGGCUGCGCGGCCCUGCUGCUCGAGCAUGGCGCCGACCCGCAGCUGCGCAGCCACGACGGCCGGGCCCCGCUGCACUUCUGCACGGCGCCCGCCAGCCUGGGCUUCAGCAAAAAGCCCCCCAGCUUCAAACCCGGCCCCUUUGAGCAGGCACCAAGCUUAAGUCUGCUGCUCAACCACGGCGCCCAGAAGAUCUGGCCUGGCGCCUUCGUGAAGCAGCACCCGGCUUUCUACGAGUCCCUUUUCGGGCUGGCGGGCAGGGCGCGCUCCCUGCAGCACCUGUGCCGCUCUGCCAUCCGCAAGGUCUUCGGCAGCAAGUGCCACCGCCUGGUGCCCCUGCUGCCCGUGCCCAAGGCCCUGCACGGCUACCUGCUGCUGGAGCCCGAAGGGACGGUGCUCUGA